Messenger RNA from Amoebophrya sp. A120, 231 nucleotides. The record is from the annotation of a GenBank genome assembly. Lineage: Eukaryota; Dinophyceae; Syndiniales; Amoebophryaceae.
GAAAAGCUGAACACCACCAUCAAAAAUUCCGGCGUUUCCGGGGUCAAGGUCGGGAAGAUCCAAUCUCUACCCGCACCAACUACGACCACCACGACGACGACCACGACCACGACGCUCCCCAUGUCGGAGAGGCUGUUUGACGUAGGUUUUACCGUGGACACUUCGAUCAUCGCGGAUAAGCUGGAUCUGCUAACAAAUCAAGCUUUACUCGAUGCGGUUGCGAAGGGGUCG